AUGCCUAUCGCGAUCGGUCUCGAAGGCUCUGCCAACAAACUGGGCGUGGGUAUCAUUCUGCACCCUUCCAGAGACCCACCUUCGCCGCACGACAGCGCACAUUCACACGAUGAUGCUUCAUCCCGGCGUGUAAAGCUGGAUUCACAACCAGUACAGAUUCUCGCAAAUCUUCGACAUACAUACAAUUCUCCGCCUGGAACCGGAUUUCUGCCAAAGGACACUGCUGCACACCACCGGAAAUGGGUCGUUCGACUGGUCAAACAGGCCAUGAAGCAGGCGAACGUGAAGAUCGAGGAUAUCGAUUGUGUCUGCUACACGAAGGGUCCAGGUAUGGGUGGGCCUCUUACCUCCGUCGCCGUCGCUGCUAGGAUGUUGAGCCUACUGUGGGAUAAGCCACUUAUUGGUGUCAAUCAUUGCGUGGGACACAUUGAGAUGGGCAGAGCGAUCACUGGAGCGGACAAUCCGGUGGUGUUGUACGUCAGCGGAGGUAAUACUCAGGUCAUCGCGUAUGCAGCGCAAAGAUACCGCAUUUUUGGUGAAGCACUAGACAUUGCGGUUGGAAAUUGUCUAGAUCGAUUCGCAAGAGUUCUCAACAUCUCGAAUGACCCUGCGCCAGGCUAUAAUAUCGAACAGCUUGCGAAGAAAGGCAAGUUUCUUCUCGAGCUCCCUUACGCUGUCAAAGGAAUGGAUGUGUCCUUCUCUGGAAUCCUCACACGAGUGGCGGAGAUGGCCGCUCAAUUGGGACCUGGACUGACCGAUCGUGAGACUGGUGCAGAGAUUACCAAAGAGGACCUCUGCUUCACACUGCAGGAAACAGUCUACGCGAUGCUGGUUGAGAUCACUGAAAGGGCCAUGGCACAUGUGGGAAGCUCGCAGGUCCUUAUUGUUGGUGGUGUCGGCUGCAACUUGCGCCUACAGGAGAUGAUGGGAUUGAUGGCCAGCGAGCGUGGGGGUAGUGUCUUUGCUACUGAUGAGAGGUUCUGCAUCGAUAACGGCAUUAUGAUUGCUCAUGCAGGACUUCUUGCUCACAAAAUGGCCUUUGCGACGGAGUUGGAGCAGAGCACUUGCACGCAGCGCUUUAGGACCGAUGAAGUGCUCAUCAACUGGCGUGAUUGA
Messenger RNA from Dissoconium aciculare CBS 342.82, 1116 nucleotides. Its product is annotated as glyco protein endopeptidase kae1. The transcript has a single exon. NCBI's taxonomy places the organism in Eukaryota, Fungi, Ascomycota, Dothideomycetes, Mycosphaerellales, Dissoconiaceae. Gene Ontology annotation, cellular component: cytoplasm; EKC/KEOPS complex. Gene Ontology annotation, biological process: tRNA threonylcarbamoyladenosine modification. The coding region runs from base 1 to 1116 and encodes 371 amino acids. The record is from RefSeq and is a predicted model, not a curated record.